AUGAAGGCAUUGAGGUCCUGGAGUUUGCACCUUCUACUGUUGCUUUUUAGAAGCUGCGUCAGUGCGUGGCUUUCAUUGAACGAUUGUGGGAGAGUUGGAAGUAUUCGUCAACGUACUUUCUCAGACGACAAUGGCCGAUUCCAAUCUACCACAAACUCUGAUAUUGACAUCCCACAGACGAGCCAUGAUAGCACGUUUCUAAGUCAAGUGGAAGACACGGUUUCCAAUGUGCUGAACCACUACGGCCGCGAAAAUGUGGAAACUAGCGACUUAGUUCUUUCCCUGAACCCUCCGGAACGAGAAUCCUUUGGUGUGGCUCGUUGUCUCGACACGAGAUUGCAAUCCUUUCGAAGAAACAAGGACUGCCCUCGGUGUUGGUUGCAGAGAGCGCACUGCAUUUGCGAUCAAUGUCCACCACUCAUGAUUCAGGAGGAAAGUGUUAUUCGUCGCAUCUUUCUGUUGAUGCACCACAAAGAAAUCUGCUUGGCUGUGGACACGGCCAAGCUAAUCCUGGCUUGUUUUCCACAUCACUGUCGAUUAGUAGUGGCAGGCAUUGGUCCCGAAUAUCAGUCAUCCAUGAAGGAAUUGCAAGAGGCAAUCCACCAGCCGAAUUGUCUAGUGCUGUUUCCGUCGGAGGAUGCUCAGACGUUUGCUGAUAUUUUGGCCUCCAAUUCAAAACAACAACAAAACGAAAAACGAGAGGGAAUCGGUAGCGAUGGAAGCGUACGAUGGGAUCUCAUUGUCAUUGAUGGGACCUGGUCACAAGCGCAAAAGAUCCACAAACGAUACUUCCCACCCACAGAAAAAGGAGGCCCUCAGCGAGUACAGCUUUCGUCGACAUCCUUGUUGCCACUGCACAACAGCCACAAUGCUGGUCACCAACAGCUUCGACGCCAUCCCAUUGACUUGCGCACCAUUAGUACAAUGGAAGCUACGCGCCUGCUUUUGAAGGAGAUCUUGGGAGAAACAGCAGCAUCCACUGGUGACGGGACUACUAGUGUUUGGGACACCAUGCUGCACUAUCAAAAGAUAUCCAAUGAGGCAGCUCAGAGACAGCUGGGCCCGCCAAGAACCAAGGCAACACCAGACUCCCAGCUUCCCAUGCAAUGCAGGCAACCAAGGAUUCAGCCCAGCUAG
Seminavis robusta is the source of this 1137-nucleotide messenger RNA. The record is from the annotation of a GenBank genome assembly. NCBI's taxonomy places the organism in Eukaryota, Bacillariophyta, Bacillariophyceae, Naviculales, Naviculaceae.